GAAAGAACUAAUUUCAUCUCCGGUACUACUUUGUUUAAUUUUGUUUUCGUAUGUUUGUUGACACUUGAUUGAGGUUAGAAAUAGAGUGCGAUACUACAUGUUAUCGAAACCCCCUGGAUGCAUACCAGAAAUGCGCCUUCAUAGUUGCGUAGCAACGUAAAAAACACAUUUGAAAUUAUUCUGAUUGAUUCGGAAGCCACAGUGCAGUAUUUUUUAUCGGAUUUGAAACCUACAUCAUUCCUGCGGAAAAUGGCCCUCGUUAGGAUUUUUUCGCUUGCUAAGCAAGCGGCGGUUCCGUUUUGCACUUGCAACAGUGCCCAACGGCCUCGAGAUAUCAAACCAACCGAGUUCUACUACGUGAAUAACAAGGAGCCUAGUAUGGAAAUAGCCGAUCUUACGGAUCGUGCUGCACAGAAACUUUUCUUCACGGAGCUAAUGCGAGGGGCUGCCGUCACGCUGGGGAAAGUCUUCACGGAACCGGCCACUAUCAAUUAUCCCUUCGAGAAGGCUCCCCUGAGUCCACGGUUCCGCGGGGAGCACGCGCUGCGGCGGUACCCAAGUGGGGAGGAACGAUGCAUUGCCUGUAAGCUGUGCGAGGCAAUCUGUCCGGCUCAGGCCAUCACAAUCGAGGCAGAGGAACGUGCGGAUGGGAGCAGGCGGACCACUCGGUACGACAUCGAUAUGACCAAAUGUAUCUAUUGUGGUUAUUGUCAGGAGGCUUGUCCAGUCGAUGCUAUCGUUGAGGGGCCGAACUUUGAGUUCUCGACAGAGACACGCGAAGAGUUGUUCUACAACAAGGAAAAGCUGUUGGAGAAUGGUGAUAAAUGGGAAUCUGAAAUUGCGUCCAACAUCAAUGCGGACUAUUUGUAUCGUUGAUGUUUAUACUUACUGAUUGAAUUGGAGGAAUGUGCAGAGAAGUUGCUGGCAGUAAUAUGAAAAUAUUGAUGAAAUAAAGAA
Toxorhynchites rutilus septentrionalis is the source of this 957-nucleotide messenger RNA. RefSeq names its product NADH-quinone oxidoreductase subunit I-like. Gene Ontology annotation, molecular function: 4 iron, 4 sulfur cluster binding; NADH dehydrogenase activity. The transcript is spliced from 4 exons. Lineage: Eukaryota; Metazoa; Arthropoda; Insecta; Diptera; Culicidae. The coding region runs from base 250 to 876 and encodes 208 amino acids. Gene Ontology annotation, biological process: mitochondrial electron transport, NADH to ubiquinone; mitochondrial respiratory chain complex I assembly. The record is from RefSeq and is a predicted model, not a curated record. Gene Ontology annotation, cellular component: membrane.